GGUGUACUCCAUAACAUGUUAAAUGAUAUUGCUUUAAUAUGUGCCCAUAGUCACCCUCAAACCCUCACCAUCCCUUUCCCAUUUUGUUCUUUCAGGAAUGCAGGACUACCAUCAUGAGACGCAACAACAAGGGUGCCAUCAUAUGUGAGGAAAAGUUCUCAUCCUGGAAACUGCUGAAGGCCCACGUCAAGGUCUGUCGGGCCAGGGUGAAACUGAUGAAGAAGAGCCCCCAGCUUCAACAGUCCCCAGUAGUCCGGGUGGCACGGCUUGCUGAGCCCCCGGCCCCAACUACUGAGGCUGCAUCCCCAGCCCCAUCUACAGAGGUUGAACCACCAGCAGUAGUCCGGGUGGCACACAUUGCUGAGCCCCCAGCCCCAACUACUCAAACUUCAGUUCCUGAGAGCCUUCCAGUGAAGCUUGCAUACUUCGAAGAACAAUCAGUGCCAGCUACAGUUGUAAGUCCCCACGUGGACGUUACCGUAACACUCCCCAAGAGGAAGGUCGUCUUCCAGGAGCGGGGUGUCGUCACUGGUGAGCUUCUUCACCAGUUUGAGGGCACCCUUGCCCAAACUCCUGAGAAGCCCCCCACUUCUGCUGCUUCAGAUUCCCCCAACCGGGUGGUAGGCAUGACACACCUUGUGGUCUGUGGGCCUUCCAAGAAGAGGCGAAGAAGGAAGAGAAGGAGGGCAACAAUGAAGGAGGGACCCUCAGAGAUUGUUCCCUUGAUGAGCCUGGAGGUGGUCCUGUCUGAGAAAGUAGUGGGCGCCCUUUCCCCUGAUGAGUUAGAUCGUUACAAACUAAGUCAGGGGGAGAGGGUGUCCAAAGUAGACUCAGUGGAUCAUUUCAUUUUCUCCCCUCCAGACUCCAUGGAUGAACUAUAAUGAAUAUGAACACUGCCAAUGAGGCCUUAAAAUCAACAUUGGACUCUUUAGUCAAUGGACUCUUGUGUUAUAUACAUAUAUAUUUUUUUUCUUUCUGUUGGUUCGGGUCGAACCUGUUUUUAAAGGGGGAGUGAUGUGACGACCGGCGAUCAAAAGGUGGUAAACCCUUGGUCUUUUCCGAUCGCCGGGCGUCAUAUUUAACCCCUCCGUUUAUAUUUUAAGUUAGUAAGUUGUAGUUUAGUGUACAUAUUUACCUUAUAUUUGCCUUUUUACUCUCAUAUUUCAAAUAUUUAGAUUUACUUUGUUUUGACGGCCAUGUUGGAAAUGGCGAAUUAAGUAUUUUACUUUUCCAGUAUUUCCGGCAUGGUCUUUUCCGUAUUUUGUAUCUUUCAAUCAUUAUUUUGUAACUUUUAUUCAACUUGUAUUUUAUGUAGACACUUGUUGUCGAUUGUCAUUUCACUUUUUAUUUUAUUGCUAUUGAUUAAAUUAAUAAUUUCGUUUUACUUUUCGCAUUCAGUAAGUUUGUCAUUUUAAUCCAUUUUCAAGCGACCUGUACACUCAGUACAGGUGCGCACGCAAUUUUAUUACUUCGAACUUACUUUCCCAGACGACUCUAUUCAGACUCUCUGAAUAGACGAUUAGUUGUAGUUUGUAGAAUAGUACCAAGUAGUAAUUAGUUUUAGAUUAUCCCGUUGGAUCAAAGGGAUGAUUUGUAGAUUAUCCCUAGUUAGAAUAAUCAUCCCUUUGUUUAGUGUCUGGCUGAAUGGUCAGGUACUACACUAGACUAUGGUAAUCUGGUUGCCCAUCGUAUAUAUUCUGUCUGGUUCCUUUGGUCAUCAUUGUACGCCUUUGACAGUCACUUGAACGUUUAUACUUAUCUUCCUACU
Molecule: messenger RNA, 1768 nt
Organism: Owenia fusiformis
Lineage: Eukaryota; Metazoa; Annelida; Polychaeta; Sabellida; Oweniidae
Source: the annotation of a GenBank genome assembly